Messenger RNA from Paramuricea clavata, 1980 nucleotides. The record is from the annotation of a GenBank genome assembly. NCBI's taxonomy places the organism in Eukaryota, Metazoa, Cnidaria, Anthozoa, Malacalcyonacea, Plexauridae.
CAAGACGUAUAAGUUGAUUCGGAACUUAAUCACGCCGAAUAAACCGUCAGAGAAGACGUUUGCAGAGGUAGUAGAACUUGUACAACAACAUCAACACCCAAAACCGUCGGUGCAACGAUUCACGUUUAAUACUCGGUUCAGGAAACCUGGUGAGUCAAUUGCUUCGUAUGUAGCUGAAUUAAGAAGUCUUUCAGAACAUUGUGAUUUCAAGAGUACCUUAGAAGAGAUGUUACGUGAUCGGUUGGUGUGUGGAAUAAAUGACGAACAGAUUCAGCGUAGAUUGUUAGCAGAAAGUUCUCUCGACUUUAAGAAAGCCAUGAAAAUAGCUACAUCAAUGGAGACUGCAGUAAAGAAUGCACGAGAUUUGACACAUCAGAUGGCCAAUGCAAAUAUAAAUACUGAGAAACCUGCAACAUUACACCGUGUGGACAACCAAGGACAAGGAAACCAACCAUGGUCAAAGCCUGAAUGUGGUCGGUGUGGGGGUAAACAUGACCCGCAACAAUGCAAAUUUCGCGAUGCUGAGUGUUUCCUGUGCCACAAGAAAGGACACAUAGCAAGAAAAUGUCGAAGCAACACUAAGGCGACUGGAAAAAAUCAACGAAACGACAACCCUAACUCAGGCACUAGCAGCAACUAUUUAAACAUGAAGGAUGACGAGAUCGAAGAGGAAGACGACAACUAUGGGAUUUAUAGUCUGGGCAAAGGGCAAGCUGAGCCAUAUGUUGUUGAUGUACUGGUGAGCAAUGAAAGUCUAAAGAUGGAAGUAGAUACUGGUGCUGCAGUUAGUGUAAUGAAUGAGGAUACAUAUACAUUAUUGAAGAAAAAACACCCAAACCUAGAGCUGAAGGAAUCAAAGGUAAGACUAAAUACCUAUACGGGAGAGCAAGUUAAAGUUUUGGGUCAGUUGGAGACUUCGGUGAAGUAUGAAGAUCAAGAAGGCGUAUGGCCUUUACUAGUCAUAACGGGGAAGGGCCCUAACUUGAUUGGCAGAAAUUGGCUCCAAAAGAUUAAAAUAAAUUGGAAGAAUUUAUUUCAGUUAAAAGAGGACAAGAAUACCUCAGUCAAAGUUAAUAAGUUACUUGAGAAGUAUGAGAAAGUGUUUCAUGAAGAGUUAGGAACAUUUCCUGGUCCCAAAGCCAAAAUAUAUGUGGCUGAGGAUGCAAGUCCAAAGUAUUACAAGGCAAGACCUGUUCCCUAUGAUUUGAGGGAAAAAGUAGAAAAGGAGUUAGAAAGAUUGCAAGAAGAGGGAACUAUAGAGCUUGUCCUGUUUGCAGAUUGGGCAGCGCCAAUAGUACCAAUCGUUAAGGAUGAUAAGUCGAUAAGAAUUUGUGGGGAUUAUAAAGUAACUGUCAACCAAGCUGCAAAGUUAGACAAUUACCCGAUUCCCAAGGCAGAAGAUCUUUUUGCGACUUUAAGUGGUGGAGAGAAAUUCACCAAGCUCGAUAUGAGUCAAGCCUAUCAACAAAUCUUAUUGGAGGAUGAAUCAAGACAAUAUACUACCAUCAACACACACACAAAGGACUUUUUCAGUACAAUCGAUUGCCAUAUGGAGUGUCCUCGUUCCCUAGGAUUUUCCAGCGUACUAUGGAAAACCUACUGCAGGGGAUUCCUUUCGUGGUUGUGCGAGUGGAUGAUAUUUUGGUCUCUGGUUCGAAUGAUGAGGAACAUUUAGCAAAUUUAGAAGAAGUUCUAAAACGGUUGUCAGAGCAUGGGUUACGCCUAAAGAAGAAGAAGUGUGCCUUCAUGGUGAACGAGGUGGUGUAUUUAGGCCAGAAGAUAAAUAGCCAAGGAAUACAACCAAUCCAAGAGAAAGUCAGAACCAUCACCAAUGCACCGGCACCGACAAAUGUGUCUGAAGUUCGAUCAUACUUGGGAAUGAUCAACUAUUACCAAAAGUAUUUACCAAAUUUAUCAACGAUUCUGGCACCACGUACUGCACAGCCUGUUGGAAAAAGGGAAAAGUUGGAAAUGGAGUGA